AGUGCUACAUAACAGUAAGAUUCAUUGACACUUAAAACUACCAUGACUUUGUGUAGUCUUGAGUCAAGGGAGGACUUCCCUGAGAAACAGGAGACUCAGACACCAGGAGGACAAAGGAUUAAAGUAAAACGCUGUGCACGCACCAGAUUCCUGUUAGUGGCUGCCUACAGAGAAGUACAGUGAGUGAGUGGUUGGGAAAGUCCAGCGCCGCAGAGUUCAGACUCACUGAAAAUGGAUUUGAAGAAGUUCGUGAGUCCUCCUGCCAACUAAACCACUUCCUGCAUUUUGUGAGGACCAUAAAGAGGACAAAGCGACAGGCAAACCUCACAGAUUCACACUGACAGGGGCCAAUGAAGACGCUGGGUCAGGCGGGUCAUAUCUGGGAAUCGGAAUCUUUGACCAGUGACAUCAUUUCCCGAAGUUGUAUACAAUACCUGGGAAAAUUUCAUCCACAAAGAACGUCACGCUGCAGCUGCCUGUGAAGUUGUCAGUUACGCACAAUUCAGUAUAUGGAAGGAAACAAACGUGGGCUAAUACAUAUUUGACGGAGAAGCAAUGGGAGGGAACUCUGCUGAGGAGAGCUGAAGUGGCCAUGAGACAGCCCAACCGGAAGAGGAAGAUCAGCAUGGAGUCCAGAGAACUCGUGGAUCGCGAUGGGUGGUUGGGUCAAACUGAAGAAGAAGAGAAGCCCAGAGGCGGUGCCGCAGUUUUAAGCCGAGAGCCUUCUGUGACUACAGGGGAAACCUGGUCCUGGGAGCAGUACUUAAGAGACUGGAGUGCUGUGGCCGCACCCGUUGAGCUGUUUUCCAAGGACCAGUCCUUUCCUGAACAUGAAAAUGGCUUUCAGGUUGGAAUGAGACUAGAAGGCAUCGAUCCCCGGCGUCCGUCUGUGUUUUGUGUGCUUUCUGUAGCUGAGGUGUGUGGUUACCGGCUGAGACUGCAUUUUGAUGGUUAUUUGAGUUGCUAUGAUUUUUGGACCAAUGCUGGUUCCCCGGACAUUCACCCUGUGGGGUGGUGUGAAAAGACCAACCACAAAUUGCACAUCCCGAAGGGUUAUAGAAAAGAUAAAAUUGUUUGGAUGGAUUACUUGAAGGCCUGUAGAUUGCAAAAUGCUCCUAAGAAAUUAUUCAGAAACAGAAGUUCUAAUGUGCCAGUGCCCAAGGAGUUCCAGGUUGGGAUGAAACUGGAGGCUGUGGACAGAAGGAACCGUUGCUUGGUGUGUGUGGCGACCAUUGCGGACAUCAUGGAAGACCGCAUCCGCGUGCAUUUUGACAACUCCGAUGAAGGCCUUGAUUACUGGUAUGACGUUGACAGUCCUCAUGUCCAGCCUGUUGGUUGGUGUCAGGAGAAUGGAAGAACUCUGGUAGCACCCCAAGGUUAUCCUGAUCCAGAGAACUUUUCCUGGACAGAAUAUCUGGAAGCCACUCAAGCAAACACGGUGCCUGCCAGAGUUUUCAGCACGAGGGCUCCACACGGCUUUCUGCCAAACAUGAAGCUGGAAGCUGUGGACAAGCGAAACCCCAGGUUGAUUCGUGUCGCCACCCUUAUAGAUGUUGAUGACCACAGGGUAAAGAUCCAUUUUGACGGCUGGGACCAUAAAUACGACUACUGGAUGGACGCUGACAGCCCUGACAUUCACCCCAUUGGGUGGUGUGACUUGACAGGGCAUCCCUUGGAAGUACCGUAUGGGACAAAUGAUGUGAAAAUCCUUCCAGGUCAAGCUGUGUGUCCCACUCCCGGGUGCCGAGGAAUAGGCCAUAUCCGUGGCCCACGUUAUGCGGGACACCACAGCGCUUUUGGAUGCCCAUAUUCAGACAUGAACUUGAAGAGGGAGGCGGCCCCUCAGGAUCGCCUGAGAGAACAGACACAACAGGCACAUUUGGAAUCAGAUUCCUCACAUUCCAAAUCAGAAAACCUCCGCAAUUUGGAUUUCAAGGGACAAUGUGAAGAAAUGAGCAGUCAGUCCAGACUUGUACAGCAGGCAAAGUGUUUGAAAAUCAAAGGAAAAGAAGAUAUUGACUUGGAUAAUCUCUUCAGAGUUCUUACUGUACACCCUAGGAGCUUAGAAUACUCGGCAGAACAGGCCCAGCAGCAGGUGUUUCAGCAGCCGACCUUCAUGGCAUCCACGUCCGCCCACCCCUUCCGGGACCUCGCCCUGGGCUGGGAGCAGCACCGCAAGCUGCUUCCGGGUGUGGCCAGUAUCCAAGUCAACAAAGUGGCCGGGUGGACAGUGGAUGAGGUGGCUGAGUUUGUACGAUCUCUUCUGGGCUGUGAAGAACAUGCCAAGUGCUUCAAGAAAGAGCAGAUAGAUGGCAAAGCCUUCUUGCUUCUGACCCAGGCAGACAUUGUCAAAGUGAUGAGGAUCAAGCUGGGUCCAGCACUGAAGAUUUAUAAUUCCAUCCUGAUGUUCAGGAACUCCCGGGACAUCACUGAAGAUGAUGUUGCUGCAGGCCAAGAAUCUAGGAGAUAAACGUGCUCCUGUGUAACCCCCGGCACUGGAACUUGUGCUUUUGGAAGCAAGGUUGGAAGUCAUCCAUUUGAAUUUAACGUCCCCGUGGUUAGACCCAUAUUUAGUCCAGGCCCUUUCAAGUGUCUGGCUUAGGUGUCCGGCGGACUUUUGAAAAAUGAUGAAAAGCCAAUGACUCAGACACUUAGUUAGGUCCAAGUGUGGGAUUUUAUGGCAUCCUUACUGCAACAGACUGAAGAAGCCGUCCAUAUGCCUGACCACCAUCCUCUAUGGAAAAAAAAAAAAAAAACAACUAAAAAAACAAACCAUUUUCCAUUCUGCAAACAUUAAGUGUCUCAAGUGGUAAAACACCAGAAAAUCAGUUCACGGAUGCAUCAUUAAUGUGUUCACCGGAAACACAUCUGAGCACGGUUCACAUUUGUCAUCUGGGCACGUUGAGUCUAAGAGAUAGGAGCCUAGUGUGCUCACGAAAGACUCAUGAGGUACUGUGCCCUUAACUCAGGAAAAGUGUGCGUCUCUUAAAAGGCGCUAACAAGCACAUUGUUUCCACGGUCCACAUUGUCGUCAUUUCUUUCAAUGAUUCCCUGAGUGUGGAGCCAAGGUGGCCCGGAGCCUACUCCAAAGAGUGCCUAGGGCCAGGCAGUGGUGGCGCCCGCCUUCAAUUCCAGCACUUGGGAGGCAGAGGCAGGUGGAUCUCUGUGAGUUUGAGACCAAGCCUGGUCUACCUAGCGAGUUCCAGGACAGCCUCCAAAACAAUACAGAGAAAUCCUGUUUCGAAAAAAAAAAAAAAAAGAGUGCCUAGAAGUCUCAGGAGAGUCGUUGGGCACUUCAGGAAGCGGAUGAGACGCUCAAGAGGACCCACCAUCAGGGCUGUAUCCGGAGUUCGCUCCCACUCUGAUGAAGCGAACUUCAGAACGAACCCCUCCUUCACCUGUUGGUGCUGAAGCAAGCCUGUCUGGUUCAGGUCCCAUCCCCACAGAGGCAUGUCUGCGGCAGGACGGAAAACCUCCCCCAGAGAGAGGCUCCGGAUCUGAUGCUUGGCUGAAUUCCUCUGACAGGUUCUUAGACCUCGGUCAUAUCUGAGAAGUGAGUGUGUCUGAGAUUGGAGUUGUGGACAGACCACUUCAUAAUUAUAAAAAAAAAAAGGAGAACCGCCAAGUCUACAACUGUUUCUGCUCCUUUUCAUAGUUGCUACUAAAACUGCCUUUAGGGUGUGACACGGAGGGGGAAGCAGACCUCACAAUGUCCUCCUGCCACAUUAAUAACAUCCCCAGUUUAACACAGUUGAUUCUGCUUGGCGAGCUUCUCUAACUUUAGGUCACUGAAGGAGAAAAAGACUUGAAAGCAUAUAUAUCGUGUUCUUUAAAUGCUUAAUCGAGCAUAAAUUUAACAUACUAUCAGGUGGUGCAAAUUUGUUUCUGGGAUGUUUUGUUUCUCCUUUUUUUGUACAUUUCCAUAUGCAAUAAAAAUUCCUGCUUCUACUGUUAAA
Messenger RNA from Mesocricetus auratus (golden hamster), 3956 nucleotides. It is a transcript of the gene L3mbtl4, whose product is annotated as L3MBTL histone methyl-lysine binding protein 4. Bases 593 to 2470 code for a protein of 625 amino acids. Gene Ontology annotation, cellular component: nucleus. Gene Ontology annotation, molecular function: zinc ion binding; protein binding. The record is from RefSeq and is a predicted model, not a curated record. Gene Ontology annotation, biological process: regulation of DNA-templated transcription. Lineage: Eukaryota; Metazoa; Chordata; Mammalia; Rodentia; Cricetidae. The transcript is spliced from 21 exons.